AGCAGGAUAUAAAGACGACAGUGCUGUCCGCAUCACUCAGCCUUUACUCUCCAAGACAGGCAGAUCUCUAAGCAACCUUCAACAAUGGCCUUCACGUCCUUCUCCAGACAGUCUUACAGUGGAGGUGGUGGUGGUGGCGGGCGCCAGUACUCCCACAGUGUCCAUGGUGGGGGCAGUGGUCUGAGGAUGUCUACAGCCUCUCGCACCUUCAGCUCUGGGGGUGGUGGAUUUAGCAUGGGUGGUGGUGGUGGUGGUGGAUUUGGCAUGGGAGGUGGUGGUGGAUUUGGCAUGGGUGGUGGUGGUGGAUUUGGAGAUGACAUGCAAAUCAAUGCCAAUGAGAAACAAACCAUGCAGAACCUAAAUGACCGUCUGGCCACCUACCUGGACAAAGUACGCAAGCUAGAGAAUGCCAAUGCUGAACUGGAGCUGAAGAUCCGCCAGUUCUUGGAGGGUAAAGCCUCUCCCACAGCACGAGACUACUCUGCAUUCUACGCUACCAUCGCUGAAUUGCAGGGCAAGAUCCAGGAGGCGAUAUGUGUCAACGGAGGCAUCUAUUUGCAAAUUGACAAUGCAAAGCUGGCUUCAGACGACUUCAAAACCAAAUAUGAGAACGAGCUUGCCAUGCGCCAGUCAGUGGAGGCAGACAUCGCUGGUCUGAAGAGGAUGCUGGAUGAACUGACCUUGUGCAGAUCUGACCUUGAAAUGCAGAUUGAGGGUUUGAAGGAAGAGCUGAUCUUCCUCAAGAAGAACCAUGAGGAGGAAAUGGCAGCCAUGAGGAGUCAAGUGGGUGGACAGGUUAAUGUGGAGGUGGACGCCAAGCCUCAGGCCGACCUUUCCGCCAUCAUGACUGAAAUGCGUGACCAGUACGAGGGCAUGGUUGCCAAGAACCAGAGAGACCUUGAAGCAUGGUUCAAUGCUAAAACUGAAGAACUAAACAAAGAAGUAGUAACAAGCCAGGAAACCUUAGUAACAUCCAAAUCAGAAAUCUCAGAACUUCGCCGCACGCUUCAAGGCCUGGAGAUUGAGCUUCAGUCACAAUGCAGCAUGAAAGCGGCUCUUGAGAGAACCUUAGCAGAGACAGAGUCGCGGUAUUCCAUGAAACUCCAGAGUAUGCAGAUGCAGGUGACGAGUCUGGAAGCUCAGCUCACCGAGCUGCGUGCUGACAUAGAGCGGCAGACCCAAGAGUACAACAUGCUGCUCGACAUCAAGACCAGGUUGGAGAUGGAAAUCGCAGAGUACAGACGGCUGCUGGAUGGAGAGGGAGGCGGUAGCUCUUCCUCUUCUUCUACUACAAAGACCACCACCAGGGUUAUUGUCGUCACAGAGGAAACUAAGGACGGCGAAGUGGUGUCUACAAGCACAACAACUAGAUAAAGCAGAACUCAGUACUAACAGGAAAAAAAAUAAAGUUUUAGUGCUGACUUA
Periophthalmus magnuspinnatus is the source of this 1425-nucleotide messenger RNA. Its product is annotated as keratin, type I cytoskeletal 13-like. NCBI's taxonomy places the organism in Eukaryota, Metazoa, Chordata, Actinopteri, Gobiiformes, Gobiidae. The record is from RefSeq and is a predicted model, not a curated record. Bases 85 to 1374 code for a protein of 429 amino acids. The transcript is spliced from 7 exons. Gene Ontology annotation, molecular function: structural molecule activity.